AUGUACGGAAGCUCGAGUGACAACACCGUGAUCGUCAGGGUUUCGGUGCUGAGCCUCGGAUUUCUGGAAGACGUUGUCUGUGCCACCUAUUUUGCUGCUGCACUGUGGCUCUUCGAUACUGUCCGACGCUUGUUGACCAAGCACCCUUGGACAGCUCCAGUAAUGGCAAGUCGACGUGCUGGAGUCAUGACAACAUUCGUGGUCUCGUGGCUAUUGUGUAUCGUCACCAUAGCUCCACCUGUCGCGGACCUGCUGCUCGUCGUGUGUCGCCACAUGAGGUUCUCGUUUGGCUUGUCAGCGACUUUGAUUCGUGAGCGACAUAAUCUUAAAGAUGCUCCAAUUACUACGCGAGAAGUCUACGCAGCGUACGGGACUGCGGGAUUUCUCAUCGUUGUUGCUACGAUUUUUGCACUUGUGCGUUCGUCGAAUAGUUGGGCUGAUCUAGCUAUAUGGAGUCCAACGCAUCUUGUGCGAGUCCCUGUGUGCUUUUUAGAGUCGAUGGGCAAUGUAAAGGCCUCAGCAGAGAAAGCGGCAGGAGGCGUGAAGUAUGAAGCGGUGGGUUUGGAGGAAGGAAGUACGGAUGGACCUGCUGUCGCUGAGACUAUCGACACAGGAUCACCAUCGAGUGACAAGGAGAUGCAACGACGGUCCAAGUAUCACCGUGUUUUGCAAGCGUCUGCCGUUGUAGGGGGGCUCGUGGUCCUGACAUUGAUGGUGAUGGCACUUUGUAGUUCGUGCUCUUCUCUGAUCGCGUAUGCAGCGAUCAACACGACUCUGAACGAGAUGUUUGUUCACGCAUUCCAACCUUCCCUCACAUAUGUGGAGCCUGCAAAUGUGGAUGGAAACCACUCGUGGACCGAGAAAUACAUACAUGCUUCGGAGUUGCAUGAGCUUUUUGGAAACAACACGCUGUACCGACGCACCUCAGGCUUCGAAGGGGACCUCGUGUUCAACGUCAGUGCCGACCCCGCCAACCCGCCAAAUGUGCUGAUCAUCAGCGUCGAGUCGUUUCGGUUCCGCGAUUCGCGCUACCUGGUGGGAGAAGAGGACCCGUCGGAUUUGUUCCGAGGCACCAACAUGACGAUAACUCCGAACUUUGACAAAUGGGCAAGACGCGGUGUGGCUCUACGCAAUUUUUGGUCGAGUUAUCCCACUAGUCGCUCCUUGGAGAGCAUACUGUUUGCCCAAGUUCCUUACCAAAGCACUGUGAAGACUGCCGUCAGUGGAGGAAGGUUGACAACAACGCUUUCGGGUGUGCCGCAGCUAUUUGCCGAGAAAGGAUACGAGACAUUCUUCACCACAGGAUCUUCCAUCACCCUGGAUAAUUGGUACACCUUUCUUCCGAGUCAUGGCUUUGACACCGUGUGGAACGUCACUGACAUGAAAGUGCAGGCGGAAAAGAAGCUCGGUAUUCGUCGUGGUCACUGGUACGGUGAGGAACAUCGAGCCUUCAAUUGGGGUGUGCAUGACGACCUGAGUUUUCAACUCCUGGGAGACUUGCUUGUUCAGAAGCAUAGAGAACAGAGAGAGAAAACAGCAGGAGGAAAGCCAAAGAAGCCUUUGUUUUUGACGCACUACACUAUCUCGAGUCACGAACCGUACAAGUCGUGGCCGAAAUGGUAUGAAGAUACCGACAAGCCCGAUUUUACCGAGUUGUACAAAGGAGAGAAGAACGCUGAUAUAAUCGAGAGGUACAUGAAGGUGAGGUACUUCACCGAUGUGGAAUUGGGAAUAUUCAUGGAGCGCAUGGAGAUGGAAGGUGUACUGAACGACACUAUUGUAGUCAUCCUGGGGGACCACGGUCAGGCGCCUGAGAAUGACUUUGGUAAUAUAAUGGAAGAGUCGAUAACGCGUGUGCCAGCUGCUAUCAUUGCCGAAGGUAGACUUGGUGAUGCUGUGGGGACUGUGAUCGAAGAUGCUGCAGAGCAUUACGACAUUCUCAACACGCUUGCCGACAUCACAGGAUUACCAGAAGGAGGAUUGGAGCAAACUGGCGUCGGGCGUUCCCUAAAACGCAAGACUCCUUACGGCGAACGCGCGGUGUAUAGCAACGACCCUUUGCGCAAGAUGGCGAUAGUACGUGGUCAUCAGCGUCUCCGAUACGACGAAUCCGGCGAGAUGAUGAUGCUGCACGACACUGAAAAUGACUACUACAUGACCACGGAUUUGCUGCCCGGACUGACUUCUGAGGAGCUGGAUGAAUGGAGAACUUUGCGAGACGACGGUCGUCGCAUUGCUGCUUACUACAAAAAGCGAUGGGACGAGAACUGUUUGCUUGCGGUCGAUUGUGAAUCAUGA
Messenger RNA from Peronospora matthiolae, 2298 nucleotides. Lineage: Eukaryota; Oomycota; Peronosporomycetes; Peronosporales; Peronosporaceae. The record is from the annotation of a GenBank genome assembly.